AUGCUGAAAUUAGCGGCUCUCUUGCUGCUCGUCGUUGGCACCGUAGUCCGUGCUCAACACGGUACUGUCGGCCGCCCGUGUGAGGUGUCCACUGACUGUGGUACCGGAAAUUAUUGUGCUGGAAAUAAGCGAUGCGCGUGUCUGACGACGUAUGUGGAGAUUGAUUCGUACUGUUGGAGAAAAAUCAACCCCGGAGAGUCCGGCUGCACACAAAACCGACAAUGUGAAGCCGUGUGGCCAGGAGCAUACUGUAGAUCAGGAGAGUGUCGAUGUGCCAACAAUCAGCCACCAUUCCGUACCCGUGACGGUCUCGUCUGCCUGAAUUACGGAUUCUGUCCGUUGAACGGAAACAAUCCGAAAUUCCGUAUCGAAAAUCAAGUUCAACAGUGCUACGGUGGCGCCGACGCCACGUGUGAAGCCAUUGGAGCCCUGGCGUACGAUUGUAUCUGUGACUCGGAUGACUGUACCGUCAACAAUCCAAUCAGUUUCUGUUGUCCGUCACGUGCAUUUGCAUGCAUUCAACCACCGAAUGAGGGAUACACACCGCCAGGUGGUGGUACCACACUCAACCAUUGGUACCAUGACCCAAUUACUGGAGAGUGUAGAGAGCUCAAGUAUCAAGGAUACGGUGGAAAUGCAAACAACUUCCAGACGAAGGACCAUUGUGAAUCCUACUGUAAACAGACCUGUAACCGCGGUCUUCCACUCUACCGUGACCGUACCACCGGUGUCAAGCAGGAGCCAGUCUACUGUCAAGGAAACGAUAACGGAUGCAACAAUCCAAACUAUCAAUGCACCACUAUGGGAACCCUUCAACAGUGCUGUCCGACUUACUUAUUCAUCUGCUCCCGCAACGGAGGAAUCCCAUCUGAAGUGUACAACACCGCCGGCGGUCUGCCAACCGAGUACUUCGACGUCGGAAUUCCAGACGGGUCGGGCAAUACGUCGCCAAGAUUCUAUUAUGAUUCGAGAGAAGGAAGAUGUAUUCAGUUCUCGUAUCUUGGACAGGGAGGAAACUUCAACAACUUCCUUUCGCAAGAUCAUUGCGAGAAGUUCUGCUCGAGAAUCCUCUGCUCUGCCGGUGAACCACUCAAAGACUCCUCUGGCGAACGCAACAUGGAAUGCUCCCCAACUGGCUCCGGUGCCAACUCAUGCCCAUCCACUCACUCCUGUGAAUCCACUUCCGGCUCCACAACGUUCGGCGGAGUCUGCUGUCCACGUCCGCAGUACGUGUGCAAAUUGCCAAGAGAGCAGGGUAACUGUGGUACCUAUUCGAAUCGUUGGUGGUUUAAUGCAAAGACCGGAAAUUGCGAGGAGUUCAUCUAUUCCGGGUGCCAAGGAAAUGCGAAUAACUUUGAGACCUAUAAAGAGUGCCAGGAUUACUGUAGAGACGCGAGAAGUGAACCACAAUGUAUCCAAGGUACCGCCCUUACUGAUUCCAACGGAAACUUUAUCAUCUGUGGUGGAUCGUCUGCUGCGUCAACCACUUGUCCAGCUAACCAUUAUUGCUACUAUGACGGUACAACCUAUGGCUGCUGCCCCACUCAAGCCUACACCUGCUCCCUCUCCUAUAAAUCCGGAGCAUCUUGCGGACCGGCCGUUACCAGAUGGUACUACGACUCCACUACCCGUACCUGUCAAACCUACUCCUUCAAUGGUUGUGAUGGAAAUUCCAAUAACUUUGCCACACAGCAAGACUGCAAGGAUUACUGUAGAGUCGAGUCGUGUCCAGACGGUGGAGAAGUGUGGAAAGAGCAGAACGGAGCCGCCCGGGCUUGCACAACCAACCGCCAGUGUCCAUCCACCCACUACUGUACUCCCGUCACCACAUGGACCGGUACAGUAUACCAGACGAAGAGUUUGUGCUGCCCGUCGAAGAAUUUCGUGUGCUCCCAACCACGUGACGUCGGAGUCCGAUGCUCCUCCACAAGAAUUUCCAGAUGGUACUUCAACGCCGACUCGAAGACAUGCCAGACUUUUGAAUACAACGGAUGCGAGGGAAAUCGAAACAACUUUGCUUCUCAGAAAUCGUGCCAGAACUACUGUCUGUCUGAAGCGUGUCCACCGGGUACUGUCGUGGCGAAAGACGGCGACGGAUCCCGUCUUGUACAGUGUUCAAAUCCAGGUGGAAAUGGACGAGUUUCUGGAGGAUGUCCUGAUGGAUACACGUGUUAUUCGUCUCCACUAUUGGAUCAGAACGUGUGUUGUGGAGCGUCCACUGAGUUGCAAUCCCUGUGCCCAGCGGCGUCGACUCCAUUCAUCUCGGCCCUCUCGCUCCAACCAAUGCAAUGUACUCCAAAUGUCGACGGUGCCUGUCCAGGAAACUUCUUCUGUUGGUUCUCCACAACAACCACCUCUGUCAACGCCUUCUACUGCUGUAGAUCACCAGACAGUGUUGAUACUGGAUACUGUCCCCCACAACUGGUUCCAGUACCCGGAGAGAACGGAGCCCAAUACAAGUACUGCUCCCCAUCGGCCCCACUCAAUGAUGCUAUCCAAGGAUGCGGUGCCAACAGACACUGUCAAUUCUCGACUAAUCUCGAAAGAUACAUCUGCUGUGGACUCGAAUCAGACGUCCGAUUGCCCAACGUGUGCCCACCACAACCUGCGAAUUUGGUGCCUGUUGAGUUGGCCGGAAAUUAUAGGACGUGCAAUCCAUACGCCCGCGCCGGAACCCCGCAGUCGUGUCCCGACAACUCGGCAUGCCUGUACACUGGAAACGACAACGGAUUCAUCUGUUGCCGAGUGCAAUACGCCCGCGCCGGAACUCCUCAGUCGUGUCCCGACAACUCGGCGUGCCUGUACACUGGAAACGACAACGGAUUCAUCUGUUGCCGAGUGCAGUUGGGAAAUGGAAAAGCUUAA
Messenger RNA from Caenorhabditis remanei, 2865 nucleotides. RefSeq lists its product as uncharacterized. Gene Ontology annotation, molecular function: serine-type endopeptidase inhibitor activity. The record is from RefSeq and is a predicted model, not a curated record. The coding region runs from base 1 to 2865 and encodes 954 amino acids. The transcript has 9 exons. NCBI's taxonomy places the organism in Eukaryota, Metazoa, Nematoda, Chromadorea, Rhabditida, Rhabditidae.